GGCGGAAUCACUCUCGGAUAUCCGGUUCCAGGACUCCGCGCGGUCUCUAUUGUCACGGAACCCGCCGUUCCUGAGGCGCGAGCCAGUCCCGGAACCGCUGCCGCGAUGGUGGGCAAGACGCGGAAGCGUACGGUUAGUCACCGCCGGACCGCUAAGACUCAGUUGGUGGAGGAGGAGGAAGAGCAGGAACUGCCGCCCUCCCCGGGGGACCCCAGCUAUUUCCAAGACCAGGUAGAUGCCUUCCAUGAGGCGCGAUCGCAGGCUGCCCUGGCGCCCUCGUGGAGCGACGGGGAGAGCGGGGCAGAGGAUCCGGAGGAGGAGGAGGAGGUGCUAGGCUUAGACCUGCAGGAAGAAGACUCGGAGGAGGAGGAGGAAGAUGAAGGGGGGGAGGAGGACGAAGAAGAUGAAGAGGAGGACGAUGCCGGUAGUGUGGGUGGCAGCUCAGUGCUCAGCGAUGCCGACCCCGCCACCGAUGCUGAUCCCAGCCUGUCGUGGGGCCAGAGGAAGAAUCUCUAUUACAACACAGACUACCGGGCCUCCAAGAGCAAGGGGCUGCAGAGCCAACAGGAGGCCGACGAGGAAGAGCGGGAGGAGGAGGAGGAGGCCCAGCUCAUCCAGAGGCGCCUGGCCCAGGCCCUGCAGGAAGACGACUUCGGACUGAGCUGGGUGGAGGCUUUCGGUAAGUCGGCCCCGGUCCUGCCAGAGGAGGCCCAGACUCGGGUGGUGAAAGACUUGGACAAAAUGCCUGCCAAAGAGAAACUUAAGAUGCUGCGAAAGGAAUCCCCAGAGCUGCUGGAGCUGAUCGAGGACCUGAAGGCCAAGCUUACAGAGGUGAAAGAUGAGCUGGAGCCGUUGCUGCACAUGGUGGAAAAGGGGAUCAUCCCUCCCGGAAAAGGUAGCCAGUACCUGAAGACCAAGUACAACCUCUACUUGAACUACUGCUCUAACAUUAGUUUUUACUUGGUCCUGAAAGCUAGACGAGUCCCCAUUCAUGGACACCCUGUCAUUGAAAGACUUGUUACCUAUCGAAACUUAAUAAACAAACUGGCUAUUGUGGAUCAGAGACUGUCGAAUGAAAUGAGGCAUCUUCUCACACAGAGCAGUACUGAUGGAAAAGUGGCAGCAAAUCUAAAGAAGAAACCCACAAAGCUUAAGCUAAAAUCCCUUUCCAAGAUUCCUGAUCUCAGUGAUGUUCCGGACCUUGAAGAUGACUCUGAUUUAGAUAAAGAAGCUGCUUUGAAGCACUAUAAAGAAAUGGAAGAGAGACUGAAAUUAAAAAGAAAGAAAGAAGAAGCAAUGGGUGAGGAAGAAGUGCUUGAAGAUCCAAAUGCUAAGAGGGCUAUUACCUACCAGAUUGCCAAAAAUAAGGGACUUACACCCAGAAGGAAGAAAAUUGAUAGGAAUCCCAGAGUUAAACAUCGUGAGAAAUUUAGGAGAGCCAAAAUUCGGAGAAGAGGUCAAGUACCACAGGUUCGCACAGAAGAAUACAAAUAUUCUGGUGAACUAUCUGGUAUUCGUGCUGGAGUUAAAAAGAGCAUUAAGUUGAAAUAAAAUUAAUUUGCUUAGUUUAAGCUCUAAGCAAUAUAUUUUGGA
Molecule: messenger RNA, 1593 nt
Organism: Gracilinanus agilis (Agile Gracile Mouse Opossum)
Lineage: Eukaryota; Metazoa; Chordata; Mammalia; Didelphimorphia; Didelphidae
Gene: UTP3
Product: UTP3 small subunit processome component
Exons: 1
Coding region: 106-1551 (481 amino acids)
Biological process (GO): maturation of SSU-rRNA from tricistronic rRNA transcript (SSU-rRNA, 5.8S rRNA, LSU-rRNA)
Cellular component (GO): nucleolus; small-subunit processome
Source: RefSeq, a predicted model, not a curated record